CACUCAGCCGCAUCGCAAUCCAACGCAGCCAACAACACGCAACCGUCAGCGGCUGUCUGGAAUCGCGUACCCGGAAACCUCUCCCCCAUCCGGCUGGCGAAGGGGGAAUAUGUGGUGGAAUGGACUGCGGCGAAGAAAGUUGCGACGGUCGUAAUGUUGGCAUACACUACUUUCAAUGUGACGUUACGAGUAGUAUAUACUCGACUGCGGUGUCGGUUGUUUCGCCGAAGUUUUCAUGUUUCCACUGAGGUGGGCACGUUAGGAGUUUGUCGCUUUAUAUUCUUGGGUUUGCUGCCCAAUCCUCUGGGCCCCUUCUCCGAACUCCGCGGCAGCCGCCUGCCCAUCCUAACCGCAAUGACAGGCUUCACAAUCUUCCAAUUCGCCGUCGCAACCUCAAAGGACCUUCAAACCUUAAUGGGCUGCCGAUUUUUCGGCGCCUGCCCAAUCGCCGUCGUGGCCGCUGUCUUUAGCGAUAUCUUCGAAAACCGCACCCCCGGGCUCGCAAUAACCCUCUUCACAAUGGUGGUCUUCACCGGCCCGCUCAUCGCCUCCACAAUCGGCGGCUUCAUCGUGCAGAGUUUUCUCGGCUGGCACUGGACAAAAUACCUCUGGAAUAAUGGGGUCGUCAGCCCUGGUGUUGAAUAUGUUGUUUCUGCACGAGACAUAUCCCCCCCCCCCCCACGUCGUACUCAUCGACAAAGCAGCGGAACUCCGUUGCCGAACGAAGAAUUGGGGAGUCAUUUCAGCGAGCUAUCCUUGAAGAACUUCAGUCGGCCGGUUAGAAUCCUCUUCACAGAACUAAUCGUGCUAUCGCUAAGCGUCUACAUGGCUUUCCUAUACGGAUUAUUAUACCCCUUCCUAAUAGCCUACCAAAUCGUCUUCCAGCAAAUCCACGGCUUCGAAAAGGGCGUUUCUGGACUCCCGUGUCUGGGCACCGUGGUCGGCGAGUUCCUGGGACCCUCAUCAUCCUCAUGCAGCCAUGGUAUAAUUGGAAACUGGACGCGAAGUCCGAGAUCCCGAAUCCUGAAUGGAGGUUACUGCCUGCUAUUUUGGGAGUUUUGUAUUCUCUGGGGGUCUGUUUUGGUUUGGGUGGGCUGGGUAUACGGGGCAAGUUCAUUGGAUUGUGCCUACGCUUUCGGGGUUAUUGACUGGGUUUGGCCUGUGGCGUUGAAUUAUAUUAUACUGUUGAUGCUUAUCUUCUUUUUUCGAACCUUCACACGAUGGGAGUCUAUAAUAAUUGUUCAAAGUGCUGCAUCUGCUCUAGUAGCAAAUAGCAGCCUCCGCUCCUUGGCCGGCGCAGCCUCUCCUCUUCUCGCAACUUACAUGUUCGUUUCAAUGGACGUGAAUUGGGCCAGUACCCUCGGCUGUAUUGCUGCUCUCCUGAUCCCCCUUCCGAUCAUCUUCUACCUCUACGUCCCUCGAAUUCGAGCUAAGAGCACGUUCGCGACGGGUUAUAUGAUGACGAUGCAGGCGCAUACAUUGGAUGAGCGGAUUGAAUGA
This is a messenger RNA of Penicillium argentinense, 1500 nucleotides long. RefSeq lists its product as uncharacterized. The record is from RefSeq and is a predicted model, not a curated record. The annotation marks the transcript as partial. Gene Ontology annotation, biological process: transmembrane transport. Lineage: Eukaryota; Fungi; Ascomycota; Eurotiomycetes; Eurotiales; Aspergillaceae. The transcript has 6 exons. Gene Ontology annotation, molecular function: transmembrane transporter activity.